Molecule: messenger RNA, 951 nt
Organism: Aspergillus aculeatinus CBS 121060
Lineage: Eukaryota; Fungi; Ascomycota; Eurotiomycetes; Eurotiales; Aspergillaceae
Product: alpha/beta hydrolase
Exons: 1
Coding region: 1-951 (316 amino acids)
Biological process (GO): regulation of lipid storage
Cellular component (GO): endoplasmic reticulum
Source: RefSeq, a predicted model, not a curated record
AUGCCAGCGUCGGAUUUACGCAACGGCGGUUUUGUCUCGGUCGGGACUCACCACCUUUUCGCCACGCUGAGCGGCAUUUCUCGGAUUGCUGGGCACCCGCUCGUGAUUUUUAUCCCUGGCGCGGGGGAUGUGGCUUCGUCCUACUGCGCCGUCGCACGCCGAGUCGGCACCUUUGCGACGCUCCUGUUAUACGACCGGGGUGGAUUAGGCCGCAGCGAAAAUGGUCCAGAUUCAGUGCUUCAUCGCGCCACUACGGCCGCCCAAGAACUGCACACACUACUUGAUCAGGCGCAGCUGUCACCUCCCUAUCUUGUUGUCGGACAUUCCUAUGGCGCGAUCAUCGCACGCGAAUUCCUUCAUCUCAAUCCUCGAGCAGUGGCUGGUAUGGUCCUUGCGGAUGGCUCGACAGAACGGCAGCCUGAGCUCUUGCAAGAUCCCGACCUUGAUAUUUCUGCGGUGCAGGGCGGAUUGAAUUUCGCACAGGUAACUGGUCUGCGGGUCAACGCGCAGUUGUCGCGGGAGGAGUGGCGGACGCGGGCAAAGGAUAUUGCUCGCGGGCAGCACACCUGGGCAGCCGAGGCCAAUGCUUUAGUAGAGCUCUGUCAGACUCUGGGGGCGAAAGAGCAGUAUCGACACCAAGCAUUAGGGGAGAAGCCGCUGUCGGUGAUUCGGUGUCGUGGGUCGCUGGACUACCGAAAGGUCUACGAAGCGGGUGUGGCUGCGGGCAAUGGUAGUGAAGCACAGCAGAAAGCAUUUGAGCGCCUGCUGGAGCGCUGGGAUGGAUUGGAUCAAGCGAUGCAAGAGGACCAGCUGCACUUGUCGAGUCGAAGCCGCCUGGUGUAUUUGGAAGACUGUGGGCAUCAUGUCCAUUUGUUGCGACCGGAAGUGGUCGCUGACGAAGUAGGAUGGGUGCUAGGUAUGAUCAUAGGAGAGCAGAAUUGGCGACUUUAA